Molecule: messenger RNA, 1695 nt
Organism: Adineta ricciae
Lineage: Eukaryota; Metazoa; Rotifera; Eurotatoria; Adinetida; Adinetidae
Source: the annotation of a GenBank genome assembly
AUGUCCGGACGAAUAAUUCCUCGACGCUUCUUCGAUGUCACCGCAGAGCCCGAUCGAUUUUUCUUAACAAUCCAAGGCUACGAAACUUGUCGAUUACUUUCAUUGAGAAAAUCACUCGAGCCGAUCAAAUCGUUGCUUUACAAUAUCGACUCGAUUCUCGAAGUCGUUGAACAAAAUUGUCAAAAACCUGCGAAUAAAUUAACUCCGGAUGAGUCUGGUUCGAUCUAUCUUUACACAAUGUCAUGGCCUCCGCCACAUCGAAGUUUGUCGAGCCUCUUAAACGAGCACCUUCGCUCGAAAAAUCGUCAUGGAUUAACUCCUUGGUUUCCGUUUCUAAAACUGUUUUUCACAGCAUUGUGUAAACUUCCAUCAAUUAAAGGAACUGUUUGGCGCGGUGCACGUGCGAAUCUCUGCGAUCAUUACAACGUUGAUCAUGUCUGGUGGGCGAAUAGUUCGUGUUUUGAAUCAUUAAACAUUUUAGAAGGUUAUAUUGGAACGAGCGGAGUUCGAACGAUCUUUCAGAUCGAAUGUUUCGAUGGCAAAUCUCUUCAAUCUCAUUCAGCAUUUAAAGAUGAAAACGAAAUUUUGUUAAUGCCGGGAAGUUUCUUUCAAGUUCUUGCGAAAUGGCAAGCAGGAAAAGAUUUAUUUAUGAUUCAAUUAAGACAAAAAUCGUCUUCGUACCAAAACAUUCCAGCUUCAUUAGAUUUAUCGUUGAAUUCCCAUGAAAAAUCAUUAUUUUCAAACGAAAAGAAAAUCGUUUCCAGUGGAAAUACGACUUUCACAAAAUCAUCAGAUCAAAACAAGAAAUGGAAGCAAAAAGGACUGACAAUCAUCGGUGAUUACGGAAAAGGCAACCGAUUGGAUCAAGUUUCUCGCUUUGAAGGGAUUUCAAUCGAUGAAAACAAAACCAUACUCAUUGCCGAUACGGAAAAUCAUCGCGUACUUUUAUGGAAAUUUCGUUCGAAAAGCGGUCAAACCAUUGUUGAUGAAAAUCCGAAACGCAAUGCCAACGAAAGAAUCAAAUGUCCGAUGAACGUCAUUUUCUACAAAGAUAAAAAGUCGUUCAUCAUCUCCGAUCGAGAAAAUCGACGCGUUAUUCGAUGUUACGGACGAUACAAAGAAAAUCAAGAAGUUCUCUUCAACGAUAUCGAUUGUUGGGGAUUAGCAAUGGACACAAAUGGAAAUAUCUUCGUUUCCGAUUACGAAAAGAAUGAGAUAAGAAAAUGGAAAAAAGGUAAAAUCAAUGGAAUUUUAGUUGCAGGUGGCAAUGGAAAUGGAAAUAAAUUAAAUCAGUUCAAUGGACCAACUUAUAUUUUCAUUGAUCCAGAGGAUUCGAUUUAUGUUGCGGACAAUUUCAAUCAUCGAAUUAUGAAAUGGGAAAAAAAUGCGCGACAAGGAACUGUUGUCGCAGGAGGAAAUGACUGUGGAGAUGAACCAGAACAAUUAAUUCAUCCGCAUGCGAUAGUUGUUGAUCAAUUUCAUCAAAUCUUCAUUGCUGAUUGGGGAAAUCAUCGAAUCAUGAAAUGGAUCGAAGGAGACAAUAAAGGAUCGGUGGUUGUCGGAGGUAAUGGGAAUGGAAAAGAAUCCAAUCAAUUAGCUUAUCCAACAGGUUUAACAUUCGAUCAACAAGGAAAUCUUUAUGUAGCGGAUAGUUUAAAUUAUCGCAUUCAACUUUACGAAAUGGAUUCAGACUGA